Pungitius pungitius (ninespine stickleback) is the source of this 2404-nucleotide messenger RNA. Its product is annotated as glutamate receptor U1-like. The record is from RefSeq and is a predicted model, not a curated record. Gene Ontology annotation, cellular component: presynaptic membrane; plasma membrane; kainate selective glutamate receptor complex. The transcript is spliced from 10 exons. Gene Ontology annotation, biological process: synaptic transmission, glutamatergic; monoatomic ion transport; modulation of chemical synaptic transmission. Gene Ontology annotation, molecular function: kainate selective glutamate receptor activity; transmitter-gated monoatomic ion channel activity involved in regulation of postsynaptic membrane potential. Bases 154 to 1536 code for a protein of 460 amino acids. Lineage: Eukaryota; Metazoa; Chordata; Actinopteri; Perciformes; Gasterosteidae.
UAUAAACCCUCACGACAGUCCUCUGCACACAACCCCUUUCCUGAUCCAGCGAGAAACACAUUUGAAUUUCUUCAGUCUCCUCACACAAAGGUUUUAAUUCACAUCCCAGCUGAAGUAACAGAGGAUCCGUGUGAUUUUCAGAGGGGUGGAAACAUGAGGGACUGCGUGGCUUUGGUCUUCUGUGUGGCAGCCUUGACAGCUUGGAAAGUCUCUGCAGAUGCCAAGGAGUUAUCCAUCACCACCAUAAAGGAGGAGCCCUACACCAUGAGCCGCGGCGUCGAGCUGGAGGGCUAUUGCAUGGAUCUCAUCUCUGAGCUCUCCAAAGAGCUGGGCUUCAAGUACAAAGUGAGCCUGGUGAAGGACAACCGUUACGGCGUCAAGGACCCCAGCGGCACCUGGAACGGCAUGAUGGGGGAAAUCAUCAGACGGGAGGCGGACCUGGCGGUGGCGCCGCUGACGCUCACUGCGGCCAGAGAGAUGGCUGUGGACAUGAGCACCCCCUUCAUGCAGACGGGACUCCGCUUCAUCCUGCGCAGAGACCCGGCCUCCCCAGAAAGCAGCUUCAGUCUGCUGUCUCCCUUCUCCACCGACAUGUGGGCCGGUCUCCUCAUCGCCUUCCUGCUGACGGGUCUCUGCAUGUUCCUGGUGGGCAGGAUUAGUCCUGCGGAGUGGGCCGAGCCGGACACGGAGGAGCAUAACUUCACAUUGCUGCACAGCUUUUGGUACAUCACAGGAGCUCUCACCCUGCAAGGUGCUGGUCCACACCCUAAAGGCCUGUCUGGACGUCUAGUCAGCUCCAUCUGGUGGCUGUUUGCUAUAGUGCUUUUGGCCUGCUACUUUGGCAACCUCAACUCCAUGCAUUCCAACAACAAACACGUCUCCAUCAAGACCUUUGAGGACCUUGCAAACCAGGACGCGAUAGACUACGGCACUUUGGAGGGUGGAUCCACCAUGGCUUUUUUUAAGAAUUCGAAAAACCCGGUGUACCGGCGCAUCUACGAGCACAUGGAGCGCAAGAAGAGCUUCGUCUCCAGCAUGGACGAGGGCAUCCGCCUCACCCAGGAGGGAAACUUUGCCUUCAUCGGCGAGGCCGCGUCCUUGGACUUGGCGGUGGCUCGCCACUGCCAGCUCAGCCGCUCUGACGAGACUAUCACCAUGAGAGCCUACAGCAUCGCAGCACCUCUGGGCUCUCCGCUGCUCAAAAACCUGAGCAUCGCCAUCCUCAAGCUCAGUGAGUCUGGUGAGCUAACGCAUCUGCGACAGAAGUGGUGGUCAAGCAGCUGCGUAGCCGGCAGCAGGGCCAAGACCUCCGAGGCCCUACAGCCUCACGAUCUGCGGGGCCUCUUUCUGCUCCUGGGCCUGGGCCUUGGCGUUGGGCUGCUGCUGGCCUUGCUGGAGCUCCUAUCCGGAGCUCGCAACCAAGCAAAGGAUGGCAAGAAAUCGUGCUGCUCCGUGUUGACAUCAGAACUAAACCAGCGAUUUGGAGGCAAGGGGGGAAGUGCAGAGGGAGACGACUCAGGCAAAAGCAAAGCCUGAAAGGAACAUCCACAUGUUAGCCAUUGAUGGCUAGUUUCAGAGCUGAGAAGCCUGUGUCUCGUUCCAUCAAAUACAGUAACUUUCUUUGUUUCCAUAGUAACAGCCAUUUGUCGAGUGGUCCUGUCAGUAUGUUUUGUACUCUUCUAAAGAAAGAGCUCGUUGACCACAUGGGUAACAAUAACUAGCAGCUAUUUUACAGCGUGUUAAAGCAAACCGCAAAACUAGUUUUAAACCGCCAAUACUAAUCACUGAUUUAUUUUUGAUGCCGGUGAAGAAUCCCUUACUUAUUUUUCAACUAUGAUGGUUAUAUAACCGUUUAUAUUUGCUUGGAAGUUCUAAAUAAAUCCCACAAUGUCCAGAAUUGUCUCUUUUUUAAGUUGCUACUGUAGUAGAACUGUAAUGUUAAUGUUGGAAGUUUAGCUACACCUGCGCAGAGCAAAACCUUAUCAAGACAUGCAACAUUAGAAGGAAAAUGGUUAUUCCCGUAGAUGGCAAGUUCUGCAUUCUGUUUUUGUAGACAUGGAUGGUAAAGGGACUUGUACUUUGAUAGCGCUUUUCCAGUCUUCUGACCAAUCAAAGCAAUUUAACCCUUCACCAUUCACCCAUUCAUACAGUGAUCUAGGAGCUAUUGGGCAAGGUUCCAAGGUUCUCACUGGCCGGAUUAUCUAAUUAGUCAUGCCAAUUCCUUCACAGCACGACCCAAGGACGCAUUUACAUUCGACUAACGGAGCUGAGGGUCCAACCGCCGAUGAUCUGAUUGAAGAACACAUCAGUUGUAUCCAUUGCAGCCCAGCAUAUCCCAUAACGCAUUGCAGGCCAAUGACGAUGAAUCAAUAUACUAAUAAAGAUUUCCUAUUGAAUACUUUUA